AUGAUUAAUCCUAAUGACCUGGUCUAUCGGGGCGAAGGAAACAACAAUAUCAUCCUGGCAGACAACAAAGGGCUUAUCUAUAGAGUUCGAAAGACGUCUCUUCCAGCUGUGCUUCCAACUAAGAAGACUCGUGCAUUCAAAAAGAGCCAUCAGAUAACCGUCCUAUUCGGCCAACACAGAAUGGCCCAGUACUUCGGGCCUGGGUUUGUGCAUCACUUUGAAUCUAUUUAUGUCGAUUCCUCCACUCUGAAGGCAAUCAAAGAUCGCUUUCAACCAAGUCGACCAGCUUUUCGUCUGGACCGCGAUGUGGAUGUGCAAACCAAUCGUGUUCUCGCCUGUCCCGAUGCAACUAUCCUACCCAGCCACCUUGUUGCCUACGGCAAGGGACCGGUGCUCUGUGUAGAAAUUAAACCCAAGUUCGGCGCAAUUCCUCGUGGACCGGAACGCGACCCAGUGGAGAUGGCAACUCGACGCAACGCGAUGUUUUGCAUAAUGCAGUUCCACGAGACAAAAAUGAGAAUGUGGGGUCGCCGAUCAUCGUACUGCCCAUGUGACCUCUUUUCUGGGACUCCUGGACGAAUGGUGCGCGCUCUCGAGGCGAUGCUUGAAGUUCGUCAGAAUAACCUCCGUGUCUUCCUUAAUAGCCGCUGCGUUUUAAACAACCGCAUCGAUCACCUUGACGACGCACUGGCGGACUUCUUUUACUGCGAUCAGGGCGACACUGCAACCGCGGAGUGUUCCACAAACACUGGCGUCGAGGCGAAUUACUACAGUUCGGGUGAUUCUGUCGACUGCACUCCUCCACUUCUCAGCUCAGGUCCCGAAGAGUCCUCUUCGGAUGACAGCGAGUCUUACCCUAAUGAAACUUGCCGUAUCCACUUGCCCCGUCCAAUCCCCCUUCGCCAUCGCCUCAUCACCGAUCUGAUCUUGGCCGGGCUCCUUAGCGAAUCGCCUUCCUCCGCUUCCAGUGUCAUUAAGAGGUCGCCCCAUUUCCGCUACGACUGUGACCUCCAUCCUCACCUCCCCUCUCCGGUUUUACAGGACACAUCUUCCUCCUCCUCCUACGUUCCCAGCUCCGUUUCCCGGUGUUGUGAUCUGCCCCUGAAUUCGGCGCUUGGUCGGAUUCUGAAUGCUCAGUUAGAGAGCUCUCUUAGUCACCAAGACAUGAUUGAGCACUACAAACGGGUUGCCGCGUAUUUCGAGGAACACGAUAUUUCCUGGACCUCCUACAUCGCCGGAAAGGUCACCGUGAACGUGGAGGAAACGCCUUCCGACCUCGUCAGAAGUCUUGAACUAGUGGAAAAGCACUUGGUUGCAAUGGUCGCUCGUGAUUGUUCGGUGAUGCUCACUUUCCAGCGGGCCAAAUCAGACUGCCCGGAAGGCGUGUUGACGGUUGGUGGAGACUGUCCAUGUGUCCCCAAAACCAUACUCAACAUCAGCAUCGUAGAUUUAGACCCGAAGCAGUUGAGCAACCUCGAAGAACGAGUGGAAUCUGAGCGACGAGUUGUGGAGCAAUUUCUGGUGGAACAAGAGAAGAAAUGA
Molecule: messenger RNA, 1542 nt
Organism: Mesocestoides corti
Lineage: Eukaryota; Metazoa; Platyhelminthes; Cestoda; Cyclophyllidea; Mesocestoididae
Source: the annotation of a GenBank genome assembly